Molecule: messenger RNA, 683 nt
Organism: Neltuma alba
Lineage: Eukaryota; Viridiplantae; Streptophyta; Magnoliopsida; Fabales; Fabaceae
Product: RING-H2 finger protein ATL11-like
Exons: 1
Coding region: 136-633 (165 amino acids)
Biological process (GO): protein ubiquitination
Source: RefSeq, a predicted model, not a curated record
AACGCCUUUUAUCUGCUCCCAACAUUGUUUACGCCAAAUUGUUGGUGGGUUGUAUUCAUAGGAAUUGUCAACCAAUGUUGGAAAGGGUAUUUAAGUUUGCCUCAACAAUACCUGCUUUUGGUGCUUCUGCCACAUAUGGGAUUGCCUGAUUAUGCUUCAAUCCUGAUCGUAGCAGCACUAAUAGCUGCACUUUUAUUUUUCAGCCUCGCCAUGCUUGGUUGGUGUACCAGCAGAAGUAUUGAUCUGAUACAAUCCAUUCCAUCCACAACAACAAACUUAGCCCUUGAUGACAAGCUCCAAUCCUUCACCAUAAGCUUAGAGUCUCGUUCUAAGACAUUCCAGUACAGAACUGCAGAAACUGUACAAGGCACUGAUCAGACUGAAUGCAUCAUCUGUUUGGCACCCUUUGAAGAAGAAGACAGUGUGAGGCAGCUUCAUAGCUGCAAACACAUCUUUCAUACGAUUUGCAUCGACACUUGGCUUGCCUCUCAUUCUGGCUGCCCUUUGUGCAGAACCCAGAUAGACCAUGUGCCACCUCCAAAUGCAAUUGAGGAAGUGUCCCUUCCAAGAAGGUCUGUAGCUUCAGAGGACAAUGACCACAAUCAGAUGAUCUUGUUCCUUGUCAGCUCCUGAAUCCGGUCAUCACCUGCUAACAGUAUCAGAGCUCUGUGUAGAAUCAGACA